This is a messenger RNA of Vicugna pacos (alpaca), 5596 nucleotides long. The record is from RefSeq and is a predicted model, not a curated record. Lineage: Eukaryota; Metazoa; Chordata; Mammalia; Artiodactyla; Camelidae.
ACACUGCCCCGUCUGACACUUGGCUCAAGGCUUCUCUUUGAGGGACCGGGGGCCAUCCCCCUCCAGGGCGGAGGUCGGAGGUUGCAGGUCGCUGCUGAGCAUGGCGCCUGCCUGGGGCCAUGGUCUGGCGUCUGUGGUCAGUCCCGUGGGCCUCCUUGUGGUCCUGCUGGUUGGAGGCUGUGCCGCAGAAGAGCCCCCCAGGUUCAUCAAAGAACCCAAGGACCAGAUUGGUGUGUCGGGGGGUGUGGCCUCCUUCGUAUGUCAGGCCACGGGAGAUCCCAGGCCUCGCGUGACCUGGAACAAGAAGGGCAAGAAAGUCAAUUCCCAGCGCUUUGAGACGAUCGAGUUUGAUGGGAGCGCAGGGGCCGUGCUGAGGAUCCAGCCGCUGCGGACACCGCGGGACGAGAACGUGUAUGAGUGCGUGGCCCAGAACUCCGUCGGGGAGAUCACGGUCCAUGCCAAGCUCACUGUCCUCCGAGAGGACCAGCUGCCCCCUGGUUUCCCCAACAUCGACAUGGGCCCCCAGCUGAAGGUGGUGGAGCGGACGCGGACAGCAACUAUGCUGUGUGCUGCCAGCGGCAACCCUGACCCCGAGAUCACCUGGUUCAAGGACUUCUUGCCCGUGGACCCCAGCGCCAGCAACGGGCGCAUCAAGCAGCUGCGAUCAGAAACCUUUGAAAGCACUCCGAUCCGAGGAGCCCUGCAGAUUGAAAGCAGCGAGGAGACCGAUCAGGGCAAAUAUGAGUGUGUGGCCACCAACAGUGCUGGCGUGCGCUACUCCUCACCCGCCAACCUCUACGUGCGAGAGCUUCGAGAAGUCCGCCGCGUGGCUCCACGAUUCUCCAUCCUGCCCAUGAGCCACGAGAUCAUGCCAGGUGGCAACGUGAACAUCACCUGCGUGGCCGUGGGCUCGCCCAUGCCAUACGUCAAGUGGAUGCAGGGGGCGGAGGACCUGACGCCCGAGGAUGACAUGCCUGUGGGCCGGAAUGUGCUGGAACUCACUGAUGUCAAGGACUCUGCCAACUACACGUGUGUGGCCAUGUCCAGCCUGGGUGUCAUCGAGGCCGUGGCUCAGAUCACAGUGAAAUCUCUCCCCAAAGCCCCCGGGACCCCCGUGGUGACAGAGAACACAGCCACCAGCAUCACCAUCACAUGGGACUCAGGCAACCCAGACCCAGUGUCCUACUACGUCAUCGAAUAUAAAUCCAAGAGCCAGGACGGGCCGUACCAGAUCAAAGAGGACAUCACCACGACGCGUUACAGCAUCGGCGGCCUGAGCCCCAACUCGGAGUAUGAGAUCUGGGUGUCAGCCGUCAACUCCAUCGGCCAGGGCCCGCCCAGCGAGUCAGUGGUCACCCGCACAGGCGAGCAGGCCCCGGCCAGCGCGCCGCGUAACGUGCAGGCCCGCAUGCUGAGCGCCACCACCAUGAUCAUCCAGUGGGAGGAGCCUGUGGAACCCAAUGGCCUGAUUCGGGGCUACCGGAUCUACUACACCACGGAGCCGGAGCACCCCGUGGGCAACUGGCAGAAGCACAACGUGGACGACAGCCUGCUGACCACCGUGGGCAGCCUCCUGCAGGAUGAGACCUACACCGUGCGCGUGCUGGCCUUCACCUCCGUGGGCGACGGGCCCCUCUCGGACCCCAUCCAGGUCAAGACGCAGCAGGGAGUGCCCGGCCAGCCCAUGAACUUCCGGGCCGAGGCCAAGUCGGAGACGAGCAUCGGGCUCUCGUGGAGCCCCCCGCGGCAGGAGAGCAUCGUCAAGUACGAGCUGCUGUUCCGGGAAGGCGACCAUGGCCGCGAGGUCGGGAGGACCUUCGACCCGGCCACGGCCUUCGUGGUGGACGACCUCAAGCCCAACACGGAGUACGCCUUCCGCCUGGCGGCGCGCUCCCCGCAGGGCCUGGGCGCCUUCACCUCGGUGGUGCGGCAGCGCACGCUGCAGUCCAAACCGUCAGCCCCCCCUCAAGACGUUAAAUGUGUCAGCACGCGCUCCACGGCCAUUUUGGUAAGUUGGCGCCCGCCGCCGCCGGAAACGCACAACGGGGCCCUGGUGAGCUAUAGCGUCCGCUACCGACCGCUGGGCUCGGAGGACCCGCAACCCAAGGAGGUGAACGGCAUCCCCCCGACCACCACUCAGAUCCUGCUGGAGGCGUUGGACAAGUGGACGGAGUACCGCAUCACGGCUGUCGCUCACACAGAGGUGGGACCAGGGCCCGAGAGCUCGCCCGUGGUCGUCCGCACCGACGAGGACGACUACGUGCGCAUGGAGGGCGCUGAGGCCCGAGGGCCGCCGCGCAUCAAGGACAUCAUGCUGGCCGAUGCCCAGGAGAUGGUCAUCACAAACCUGCAGCCUGAGACUGCCUAUUCCAUCACGGUAGCCGCCUACACCAUGAAAGGCGAUGGCGCUCGCAGCAAACCCAAGGUGGUAGUGACCAAAGGAGCAGUGCUGGGCCGCCCCACCCUGUCGGUGCAGCAGACCCCCGAGGGCAGCCUGCUGGCACGCUGGGAGCCCCCAGCCGGCACCUCCGAGGACCAGGUGCUGGGCUACCGCCUGCAGUUCGGCCGCGAGGACUCGUCACCGCUGGCCACACUAGAGUUCCCGCCCACCGAGGACCACUACACAGCAUCAGGCGUACACAAGGGGGCCACGUAUGUGUUCCGGCUGGCGGCCCGGAGCCGAGGCGGCCUGGGCGAGGAGGCGGCUGAGGUCCUGAGCAUCCCAGAGGACACCCCCCGCGGCCACCCGCAGAUCCUCGAGGCGGCCGGCAACGCCUCAGCCGGCACCGUCCUACUCCGCUGGCUGCCGCCCCGCUCACGGCGCCUCUCUUCUGCUCUCUCCCGCUCGCCGCUGCCUGGCACAGUCUCACCCAAGAACUUUAAGGUGAAGAUGAUCAUGAAGACGUCGGUCCUGCUCAGCUGGGAGUUCCCCGACAACUACAACUCCCCGACGCCCUACAAGAUCCAGUACAAUGGGCUCACGCUGGAUGUGGACGGCCGCACCACCAAGAAGCUCAUCACGCACCUCAAGCCCAACACCUUCUACAACUUCGUGCUGACCAACCGCGGCAGCAGCCUGGGCGGCCUCCAGCAGACAGUCACCGCCUGGACUGCCUUCAACCUGCUCAGCUCCAAGCCCAGCGUGACCCCCAAGCCUGACUCUGACGGCUUCAUUGUGGUGUAUCUGCCCGAUGGCCAGAGCCCCGUGCCUGUCCAGAACUACUUCAUUGUAAUGGUGCCACUACGUAAGUCUCGUGGCGGCCAGUUCCUGACCCCGCUGGGCAGCCCAGAGGAUAUGGACCUGGAGGAGCUGAUCCAGGACAUUGCACGGCUGCAACGGCGCAGCCUGCGGCACUCCCGCCAGCUGGAGGUGCCCCGGCCCUAUAUCGCGGCUCGCUUCUCAGUGUUGCCACCCACCUUCCAUCCCGGCGACCAGAAGCAGUAUGGUGGCUUUGACAACAGGGGCCUGGAGCCUGGCCACCGAUAUGUUCUCUUUGUGCUCGCCGUGCUGCAGAAGAGUGAGCCUACAUUUGCGGCCAGCCCCUUUUCAGACCCCUUCCAGCUGGAUAACCCAGACCCCCAGCCCAUUGUGGACGGCGAGGAGGGGCUCAUCUGGGUGAUCGGGCCCGUGCUGGCGGUGGUCUUCAUCAUCUGCAUCGUGAUUGCCAUCUUGCUCUACAAGAAUAAGCCUGACAGUAAACGCAAGGACUCAGAGCCCCGCACCAAAUGCCUACUGAACAAUGCCGACCUCGCCCCCCACCACCCCAAGGACCCUGUGGAAAUGAGACGCAUUAACUUCCAGACACCAGAUUCAGGCCUCAGCAGCCCCCUCAGGGAGCCGGGGCUUCACUUUGAAAGCAUGCUCAGCCACCCACCCAUCCCCAUCGCGGACAUGGCGGAGCACACGGAACGCCUCAAGGCCAACGACAGCCUCAAGCUCUCCCAGGAGUAUGAGUCCAUCGACCCGGGCCAGCAGUUCACGUGGGAACACUCCAACCUGGAGGUGAACAAGCCCAAGAACCGCUACGCCAACGUCAUCGCCUACGACCACUCUCGCGUCAUCCUCCAGCCCAUCGAAGGCAUCGUGGGCAGCGAUUACAUCAACGCCAACUACGUGGAUGGCUACCGGCGGCAGAACGCCUACAUCGCCACACAGGGGCCGUUGCCCGAGACCUUCGGUGACUUCUGGCGUAUGGUGUGGGAGCAGCGCUCCGCUACCAUUGUCAUGAUGACACGGCUAGAGGAGAAAUCACGGAUCAAAUGUGAUCAGUACUGGCCCAACAGGGGCACGGAGACCUACGGCUUCAUCCAGGUCACGCUGCUGGACACCAUCGAGCUGGCCACGUUCUGUGUGCGGACCUUCUCCCUGCACAAGAACGGCUCCAGCGAGAAACGUGAGGUCCGCCAGUUCCAGUUCACGGCGUGGCCGGACCACGGGGUGCCCGAGUACCCGACGCCAUUCCUGGCUUUCCUGCGGAGAGUCAAGACCUGCAACCCGCCGGACCGCAACUACAUGGUGCAGACCGAGGACCAGUACAGCUUCAUCCACGAGGCCCUGCUGGAGGCCGUGGGCUGCGGCAACACGGAGGUCCCUGCCCGCAGCCUCUACGCCUACAUCCAGAAGCUGGCCCAGGUGGAGCCCGGCGAGCAUGUCACCGGCAUGGAGCUUGAGUUCAAGCGGCUGGCCAACUCCAAAGCCCACACGUCCCGCUUCAUCAGUGCCAACCUGCCUUGUAACAAGUUCAAGAACCGCCUGGUAAACAUCAUGCCCUACGAGAGCACACGGGUCUGCCUGCAGCCCAUCCGGGGCGUGGAGGGCUCCGACUACAUCAACGCCAGCUUCAUCGACGGUUACAGGCAGCAGAAGGCCUACAUCGCCACGCAGGGGCCACUGGCCGAAAGCACGGAGGACUUCUGGCGCAUGCUGUGGGAGAACAACUCGACCAUCGUGGUGAUGCUGACCAAGCUGCGGGAGAUGGGCCGGGAGAAGUGUCACCAGUACUGGCCAGCCGAGCGCUCCGCCCGCUACCAGUACUUCGUGGUGGAUCCGAUGGCGGAAUACAAUAUGCCUCAGUACAUCCUGCGCGAGUUUAAGGUCACAGACGCCCGGGAUGGCCAGUCCCGGACCGUCCGGCAGUUCCAGUUCACGGACUGGCCGGAACAGGGCGUGCCAAAGUCGGGGGAGGGCUUCAUCGACUUCAUCGGCCAGGUGCACAAGACCAAGGAACAGUUCGGCCAGGAUGGCCCCAUCUCUGUCCACUGCAGUGCCGGCGUGGGCAGGACGGGCGUCUUCAUCACGCUCAGCAUCGUGCUGGAGCGGAUGCGGUACGAAGGCGUGGUGGACAUAUUCCAGACCGUGAAGAUGCUGCGGACCCAGAGGCCGGCCAUGGUGCAGACGGAGGACGAGUACCAGCUCUGCUCCUUCAUCCUCUUACAAGGGCACCCCACCCUCAUGACCUUAUCCAAACCCAGUUACCUCCCAAGGGCCUCACCUCCAAACACCAUGACGCUGGGAGUUAAGGCUUCAACAUAUGGAUUCUGGGGACGGGGGGAGCAAGUCAGUCCCUGGCAGGACUCCAGGGAGAAAGAAGUGUGA